AUGAAUGGCUUUGUGGCGGGGCAAUUUCGGAUCUCCAAGCCUGAGACAGGCUUCCAGCAGAAGGCUGGCAGCUACCGGGACUAUGGUGAUGGAAGUCAGUUCCAAAAGACCACGGGCCUGGCGAGGAAGCGGACGACAGGCACCGCUAUGCCUCGGGAGAAUUCGAUCCACAAGGGCUUGGUUGUUUGUACCAAAGAGUACGGCGCCUUCGUCCAGCUUGGCAAAGGUGAGAAGUUCAAGGAUGGCUUUCUACACAUCGGCUGCUUGCCAAACCCGCCUGGCGUGGAGCGUGUUGAAGUCGUGAACUCUGUGGUGCGAGAGGGUGACACCGUUUGGGUCAAAGUGCGAGAUGUGGACGAAGAGAAUGGCAAAUAUGCCUUGGACAUGAGGUUCGUGCACCAGAAGGAUGGCCAGGACUUGGAUCCUUUCAACGGCCGAGGUCGAGUGCCAAAGGAUGUGGGAUGGGUGUUCCCCAAGCAGCAGCUGAAGCACAUCCACGCGGCCAAUGCUGUGAUCUCCUCACAGCGUGAGGGCUUCGAGUUGAAGAGCGAAAUCGAAAAGCGGAAAGAGGAGGAGACGCGGGACGUUUGGUGA
Molecule: messenger RNA, 594 nt
Organism: Durusdinium trenchii
Lineage: Eukaryota; Dinophyceae; Suessiales; Symbiodiniaceae
Source: the annotation of a GenBank genome assembly